GUAAACGGUAAGAGGAUGAUGUUUUACAAAGUCUUGCGAGUCUUUUUCCAUUUUUUUAUGAUCUUGUAUUGCUGUGAAUGUAUGUCCGCUGAAACGUUAACAAGGAAAAAUGAAAAACGAAACAGCCUCAGAAAUAAUUAUCAGAUGUGCCUCGACAGUUUUAAGAUUCACGAAGAUAAAAUUAUUCGAACGCAGGAGUCUCGCGAGAUGGGUGCCAAGUAUUUGAAAGAAUUCGACGUGAAUUCUAGGGAAGAAUGUUUAAAAUUUUGCUGUGAUACAGACAAUUGUGACGUGUUUAUUUUUGAAGAAAAGAAACCUGGAAGUUGUUAUCUUUUCCAAUGUGGCCCAUUGCAUGACUUUAAAUGUAAAUUUACCAGUCAUGCAAAUUAUAGUAGUGCAGUGCGUACCAAUUAUAAUACAAAAAGCAAUUCACAAUGGGAGGAGGAAGUUAGAAUUUCUCAACAAGAGCAUGAAUUAAAAUCUCUCAGAAAAUUGGCAGAUCCAGCACUAGCAGAAUAUUCUUUUACAGAACCUCCCAUAAAAUUAAUUGCAACUUUGACACCAAAACUGUCAUUAACAACAUCUCCACCUAUUAAACAAGUUUGUAGUAGGAAUCAAUAUGAGUGUCGCUCAUCUGGCGAUUGCAUAGCAGUGUACAAUGUAUGUGAUGGUAUUCCACAAUGUGCAGAUGGAUCUGAUGAAGCAGCAGAUAUAGUAUGUCCUACAGAAAAACCAACAAUUUCCCCUUCUAUGAUUCAAGGACCUCAACCACCCCCACCACCAUUACCUGUUGAUAUCAUAAAGUAUCGACAAAUGGUUGAUCAGCGUAAACCUCUUGCUCCACUUUAUGCUCAUGUUCCAGAGGUUAAUCCUUGGGAGUUACCUAAUUUAGCUCAUCAAAUGAUACCACAGCAACAGCCUCUUCUAUAUCCAGCACAACAGAUGGAAGUACCUCAAAUGCAUAAAGAUUUUGGUGCUCCAGGAUACCAGUGGGAUUAUCAACCCCUGUAUGACCAGAACAAGGACCUUUAUAAUCCUGUUAAUUCUUUCCGUGAACAAAACAAUUUGAAUCCUUAUGAACGUGAGUGAAACAAUUUAUUUAAUAAACAUAAAAAAAAUUAUAUAUUAAAAAAAUAACAAUAUUCAAUUUUAAAUUGUUUUAUUAGUGGCACAUAUUCAGAUGUAAGACAUCCGUACACAUCACACUUUCCGUCCUCAAACAGAGGUCCGUGGCAAAGCAAUCAAAUUCAUCCGUCUCCAUCCCCGAUACCAAACGCGCAGCAAAAACAAAUGAUCGAAAUAGAGAAAAUUGUUAUUAGUACAAUAACACCUCCUUGUGAUACAUCACACGAACAAAAAGAUGUACCACUAAAAAGCGAAGAAAUUGGGAGAAUCACCCAGCAUGGAGACAAACAUAUAGUGCAUGAAAAGGAACUUAAUCGAAGUAAUGUUAAACAAAAUUCACUGAAAAGUGAAGUUCCAAAAUUUAGUCAUAUUCAAGCAAAGGAGCCUAAAGAACAUAAAAGUGUAAUAGUUAUCAAAGAUCACACCAGAGAGCACGGAAGAAAUAUCGUAAUCGCGGAACAUUUAAAACAAGCGAAUGAAAAUGAGGUUCUAAGACCCAGAGGAGCAGUCAUAUCAUUGGCUUUAGGACUCACGAUAACAGCUAUUACCGCCACGUUAAUAGCUUGUCGAUUACGAGUAGUUCGAAGACGCGGAAGGCGGCACGGACCAUAUGCUCAUGACGCAGAUUAUUUAGUAAAUGGAAUGUAUCUUUAA
This is a messenger RNA of Habropoda laboriosa, 1779 nucleotides long. RefSeq lists its product as uncharacterized. Gene Ontology annotation, molecular function: protein binding. The transcript is spliced from 7 exons. The record is from RefSeq and is a predicted model, not a curated record. Lineage: Eukaryota; Metazoa; Arthropoda; Insecta; Hymenoptera; Apidae.